UUCUUUGGAUCUUCAUCUUGCCAUCAUCCACCUGAGUCAUACACAAGCCACAUAAUUCUUUCAUUAGCAAGCAGAACUGCCAUUCUUGUGGCCCUCAACAGUCAUUUGCAGUCAUACUCUCCAUUCAUAAAGAGGCGCAGCGCGCUCUUAACUGUUACACCCUAGUCCUCCUCGAACAACUCUCCUAACGCACAUACUCAUUUCAUCCACAAAAUGUUUUUCUUCGUCUUCAAACUCCUUGGAUUUGGUGUUAAACAAGCCAAAAAGCGCAGGAACGGCGGCGGCCAGCACGACGGCUGGUACAACAACGGUAAUCGCGAGAUGCAAUCCACACCAGGCCAAAUGCUGCGCGGGCCCGGUGACCGACCAGCCAGCAUAUUUCUUCUCGACACUAUCCUCCGCUUCUUCCAAUUCGUCAUGGGGCUUACCGUCAUUGGUCUAUACGGCGUCGACAUCCACCACGCGCACGAGAAGAAAGUGCACGCCGACUCGAAAUGGGUGUAUGCCGAAAUCACUGCGAGCAUCGCCACCAUCACAGCGACGAUCUACUUGCUGUUGCCAUGCUGCAUGAAAUCCCGUUCCUUCGCCAGGAUCCAUGCCACGCAUCUCCCGUCGUUUGUCUGGGAGGGCAUCAUCUGCAUUCUGUGGUUGACGUUAUUCGGUAUUUUCGGGAAAAUGUACAUUGGUGAAAACCCAGAGGGUGAUUCGGGUAUCACGCGCAUGAAGCAUGCGGUUUGGGUGGAUCUGACGAAUCUCUUGCUCUGGGCUAUCUCGGCUACUUGGUGUGGUUUGAGAUGGUGGAAGGGCAAGGCCACGGCGCCGGAGCCAUUUGAGAGUGACAAGAUUUACGAACCUCAGCCACCACUUCAACCCCCUCCUCCUCAAUAUCCUCCUCAAUAAGCCGUCCACACCAUCGUCAUCUAUUGAUACCACGAUAGUGGCUGAAAGCGGGAGAAUGGGGGAAGAGAUGCAGAAACGCUGGUGCCGUUGGAUCUGCAGCCUUUUCUUUGCAUCAUUUUUAUCUUUGCUCAAUAGCUUCAUAGCUGUGCGCCGUUCUGGUGGUUUCAUGUUAGUCUUUACUACUGCAUAAUACUUGGCGUUGUGUCGGCGUUGGCAUGUAAUGCCUUAUCUCGCAUUCAUUAAUUGGGAUAUAAUUAUUUGAAUAAAUGGUGUUCGAAUGUCAUUGGUCGUUAUCAUAAAAGUAACACCUAAACUAUGGUCCAGCUGUAGUAUUAAUAUACAAACAAACCUGAACUUUCAAG
Talaromyces proteolyticus is the source of this 1262-nucleotide messenger RNA. RefSeq lists its product as uncharacterized. NCBI's taxonomy places the organism in Eukaryota, Fungi, Ascomycota, Eurotiomycetes, Eurotiales, Trichocomaceae. The record is from RefSeq and is a predicted model, not a curated record. The coding region runs from base 214 to 900 and encodes 228 amino acids. Gene Ontology annotation, cellular component: membrane. The transcript has a single exon.